Molecule: messenger RNA, 5484 nt
Organism: Anopheles nili
Lineage: Eukaryota; Metazoa; Arthropoda; Insecta; Diptera; Culicidae
Gene: yl
Product: putative vitellogenin receptor
Exons: 3
Coding region: 1-5484 (1827 amino acids)
Molecular function (GO): calcium ion binding; protein binding
Source: RefSeq, a predicted model, not a curated record
AUGAAUUUACUUGCCUUUCUUGCAAUACUGAUCACUCAUGUUACUGCAAAAUAUGGAUUGGUGGAGAUAAUUUCCUCCAAAUCAUGUGGUUCGCAUGAGUUUCAGUGCGACAAUGGUUCAUGCAUUCCAGCCUCAGAUCACUGUAACGAUAAGCAAGAUUGUGCAGAUGGAAGUGAUGAAACUGGAUGUGAUUAUUUUCUUUGCAAGGCUCCUUUCUGGUAUCGGUGCAAGCACGAAUCAACUUGUAUAAGUGCCUCAAGCCGCUGCGACAAGCAAAAAGACUGCUUCGGUGGAGAUGACGAAGAAAACUGCGACAAUUAUGAGGCUCCCCACAAGGCUCCGUCGUGUAGCAAAUCCGAAUUUACUUGCACGGAUAAAGCAUGUAUACCAGCUGAUUUUGUAUGCGAUGGGAUCGAACACUGCUUGGACGGGUCGGAUGAGACAAUCGGAUGCCUCGACAUAGAGAGUAAAUGUAAGGGGUUUCUUUGCCGUAAUAAGCACUGCUUGACAACGAGCAGCUGGGUGUGCGACGGAACCGAUGACUGUGGCGACAAAUCAGAUGAGGAACACUGCCUAAAUGAGUGCACUCUGGAAUAUGGAAAAUUUGAAUGUCACAACAAUCACACGUGCAUAGACAUUGCGAUGGUUUGCAAUGGCGUAGAUGACUGUGGAGAUGGUAGCGAUGAAGCUUCCAGUUGUCAGUCGGGCGCUUGUAAGCUUUUAAAAUGUGAUCCUCACGGGUGUAAGAAUAUGCCGGAUGGGAAAGCAGUAUGUAUCUGUGAUCGUGGAUUCAAGUUCGAUGCUUCUUCAGGUAAAUGCCAGGAUGUGAACGAAUGCGAACGAUAUGGGUUAUGCUCACAGGGAUGUAUUAACACGCCUGGAUCGUUUCGCUGUACGUGCAUUGAUAAAUUCCACUUGAUGCGCGAUGGCAGGACCUGCGAGCUAUCCUCUGGAACGGAAGCUCUUAUGUUGUAUACAACGGAGAAGGCUGUUGGUGCUAUGUACCUAUCAUCAAUGCAUCAAUACUACGUUGCAAGGGAUCUAUCUCAAGUGAUUGGGGUAGCAUAUGAUGGUAUGCACGUUUAUUGGACCGACAUUUCCAGUAAAACUGAAUCUAUCGAACGUUCCUUGGAAGAUGGAAGCGAUCGGGAGCAGCUACUGACUGCGGGAUUAAUUUCACCGGAAGAUUUGGCUAUCGAUUGGCUCACCGGAAACAUAUACUUUAGUGACAGCGGUCAGAUGCACAUAGCCGUGUGCUCGAGCGAUGGGUACCAUUGCAAAGCUAUCAUACAUGAAGAGCUCCACAAACCACGAGCGAUUGCGUUGCUCCCUCAGAAUGGUUCAAUAUUUUUUAGCGAUUGGGGAAACAAUGCCAUGAUCGGAAGAGCACGGAUGGAUGGCUCUAACCAGACGAUCAUUGUCAGUGAUGGUGUCCAUUGGCCAAAUGGACUGACGCUGGACUGGCCAAACAGUCGCCUGUAUUGGAUCGAUGCAAAACUGAAACGUAUCGAAAGCAUGCAUUUCGAUGGAAGCAAUCGAGUGACUGUAUUGUCGGAUAUGCUCAAACAUCCGUUUUCUAUUGCCGUGUUCAAUGAUCGCAUUUAUUGGUCGGACUGGGAUACAAAGAGUAUUCAGUCAUGUGAUAAAUUUACAGGAAAAGCGCGUAGAACAGUGGUACAUGAUCGCAUGAUCUUCGAUGUUCAUAUUUAUCACUCGAGCAUACAGCCUAGAAUAAAGCAUCCUUGUCUAAAUCACACGUGCUCACACCUAUGCUUGUUGACUUCUAAUGCUUCAUAUACGUGUGCUUGUCCACAAGGAAUGGACCUUCACCAGGAUAAACACACCUGUCUGGAUGUGGCCAAGCGACAGAACCUUUUGCUGGGAAUUGGUAAUUAUUUAGUUUCAUUGAAACACCAUCCUUUCGGGAGACACGAAACGGGAAAAGGAGAAGCACUGCAAAUAACUAUAAGCCGUAUGGCAUUUAAUGUUCUAACUGGUGAAGUAUUCAUUGCUGAUAAUAUCGAGAAGGCCAUUUACACGGUGGAACUCGACUCGCUCAGAACGAAACAAAUCAUCCGCAGCGACAUUGGAAUGAUUACAGCACUGGCUUUCGACUAUCUAAGCAACACGCUGUACUGGUCUGAUGCCGAAAGGUCUACUAUUGAGAUAUAUAGUUUGCAGACCCAACAUAGAUCUAUCAUUCAGCACUAUUUAGGAGACGACGCUCCAGUGGCAUUGGCUAUCAUACCAGAGAUCGGGAAAAUGUUCAUUGCACUGAGGUCGGUUACCGGACCUGUGCGACAUACUCACAUCGAUCGGCAGGAUAUGACGGGGCGUGGUGCACAUGCACAUGUGAUCGAAGACAGGCUCGGCAGUAAUGGUACAAUUAGCUUUGCUGUGGAUCAUGACUUGCGUGCUGUGUUUUGGAGUGACAUGGGCUCGAGCCGCAUAGAAAUUACCAGCUAUGAAGGGGACACGAGACAUCUAUUUCGCGAAUAUUUACGGCAGCCUGUAUCGCUCACCUUAAUUGGUAACGAGCUGUUCUGGACUUGCCGUCAAUCCCAGCGCUUGUACUGGUCAGAUAAGCAUAACAUCGGGGCGACGAAAAAGAUUAAUAUUCAACUACCACCCGACAUGAAGGUACCGGAGCAAAUUCCGAUCACUGCUACUCAGCCCGUUCAACGGCAAGAUCAUCCGUGCAUGAAGAAAAACGGUGGGUGCUCUCAUAUCUGUGUUGCCGGUGGAUUGUAUGUCAGUGCAUGCGUUUGUCCUACGGGUAUGGUUUUCAAUACCUCUCUCAGCAAAACGUGCAUCGAUGCUGCUAGCUGUGAAUUCAGAUGCGAUUCGGGCGAGUGUUUAAAGAUGAAAAUGCGAUGUAACGGUCACAUUGAUUGUAAGGAUCAAUCGGAUGAGCAAAACUGUGAUCCUAUCAAGUCUAAGAUCCUAGUUAACUGCAAAUGGGACGAGUUCCGUUGUGCUGACGGCAGCAAAUGCAUUUCAAACAGCCGUCGUUGCGACAAGCAUAAUGACUGCAGUGAUUUUUCCGAUGAAGCCAAAUGCGAAAAUUAUGAUAAGCUCAGUAAUUGCACCCGACACCAAUUUACCUGUUCGAACGGGCUAUGUAUCGAUGCUACCGAGCGUUGUGAUGGUGUAGCAGAUUGUGUAGAUGGCUCAGAUGAAGAAGGGUGUACUCAGCUAGCGAGUAAGCAUGAGCAAGCUGCAACAUGCUCGUCUGGCAUGUUCCGUUGCAACAGUGGUCAGUGCAUUGGUGCAUCCUGGGAAUGUGAUGGCACCCCCGAUUGUGCAGAUGCUUCGGAUGAACAUGCGUUUUGUCACUCAAGCACGAAGGAAUGCCGGAAAGGGUACACGAGAUGUACUCUUGGGUACUGCAUCGAAAAUGCACUACUAUGCGAUGGAAACGAUGACUGCGGAGAUGGAUCAGAUGAAGAAAACUGUGACCCAACUCAUGCUGCGCAGUGCGGUGAUUCCGAUUACACUAAUUCUACCGUAUUCCACUGUUCCAAGUCCAACACCUGUUUCGAUGUUGCUAUACGUUGCAACGGCACGGCAGAGUGCCCGCACGGAGAGGAUGAGGCAGGCUGCUCAAACUGUGGUUUACAUGACUUCCAGUGUAAUGAUGGUAAAUGCAUCCGCAAGGAGUGGUGGUGUGACAAGGAUAUUGAUUGCGAAGAUGGUUCGGAUGAAAUAAAUUGUACAAGCACUGCGCGAACGGCAGAAGACACGCACUUAAGCGAGUGUGGACAAAACACCUUUCAAUGCAAACCUGGAGAAUGCAUUAACAUGUCCCAACUGUGCGAUGGUAAAAAAGAUUGUUCAAACGGUAACGAUGAAGAGAGUAAUUGUGCUGCAGCAUGCAUUGGUGGGUUAGGGCCAUGUGCUCAGAUAUGCCAGAAAACUCCGUCCGGGUCUUUAUGCAGUUGCUUGGAAGGCUUUGAAUUGGCGGGAGAUAAAAAAAAUUGUGUCGACUUUAAUGAAUGCCUCAAUGGUAAUCCGUGUGCUCAAAUCUGCACUAAUAUUAAAGGUUCUUUCCACUGCUCGUGUCGCGAAGGGUUCAUGCUCAAAUCAGAUAAAGUAUCAUGCAAGGCUAUUGGAUCUGCACAAUUUAUACUUUAUACGAAAUUCGAUCAAAUACGUAAGCUUUCCGUUAACCCACCCCAAAUUGGAAUCUUACUGCAAGCAAAUGGAAGCAGCAUUACUGCAAUGGAUAUUAAUAUUCGGCAAGAAAAAGUCUACUUUUCAUCUGAGAAUAGUGAAGCAUUGUAUGAAUUGAACCUUAAAACGAAUUUAACUACUGUGAUAGCAAAUGUAGGUACGCCUGAAAAAUUAGCAGUCGAUUGGAUAUCAGGAAAUGUUUACUUCGUUGAUGCGACUGAACCCUCGAUCAAAGUAUGCAGUUUUGAGAAGGAAGCAUGCGCUCGAGUUAUAUCCUUCACACAACGUAAUUUUGUUAAAGCUCUCAGUGUCGAUCCUGUUAACAAAUUUAUGUUCUACUCCUUAUUGUACUCGUGGAUCUUUCAGGUGCCACACUCUAUUAUUUUCAAAGCCCGUCUGGACGGAACGCUUCAGGAAAUAGUUACCAAGCAGGCUGGCCUAAUAUCUGCAAUAGCUGUCGAUCCUCAAAGUCAAAUGAUAUACUUUACAACACUCAGUGGUAAUACACUUAGCCAUAUAGAUUAUAUUGGUCAACAUCUGAAAGUGCUAGUGCGUGACCAGCCACAGAUUCUUCUAAACCCUAUACAAAUAAGUUUGUAUGAAAAUCAGGCACUUAUAGUAAACCGAGAGUCGGCCACUCUGGCUCAGUGUCAGCUAUUUGCUGGGUAUAAAUGUGACCGUUUCCACAUAAACGUUCCACCUUCUAAACAAGUAUUACUGGUCCAGGAAUCUCGUCAACCAUUGACCAACAACGUUUGUGAUGGCAAAACAUUUAACUGCUCCCAUCUUUGUAUUCCAAUGGCCACGGAAGGCAAGUGUAUAUGCCAAAAUGGUUUCGAGAUUCGUGAAGGUGACAAAUGCCCAGAGCUCAAGGAUAAAAGUUUAGCUUCAACAUCAUUUACCCAAGCAGCGCAUGCUGAAAUAAGUAAAAAUGCUAGUGAAAAUACAGACGAAGACCCGGGGAUCAUGUCAAAAAUAUUGAGUAUUACGUUGUACACAGUCUUAAUCAUAGUAACGAGUGCUGUAGUAUUUUACAUAUACUGGCGGCGUUUCAAUCAUAGGUUCGAUGUAGGAAUACACUUUAAUAAUACGGAGCUUAGUACUAUGGAUAUAUCUGAAGUAGAACUGUAUAAAACUGGUUCAAAUUUGCUGACAUUUAAGGGAAAUCCCUCUAGUAACAGCAAUACUACACCAAGCUGUCAUGUAGAAGAAUGCGAAUAUGAUAGCUAUACUCAAAACAGCACAAUAAGUGCCUCCGAGGAUGUAUAUUAUAGUGAAUCAGGAGAUAUAAAUGAGCGUUUAAUCAUUUGA